AUGACGCAAGUUCUGGACAUCUCACGAUCUGCCAGCACCUUAUUUGUGGUGAAUGUCUGCCCGCAUACGAAGAAGAACUUGAUGAGAGCCAAGAAGAAGGACGCACUCGAUGUCCACAUCGUCUUCUCGUUCUGGAAAACAACACUGGAUAUCGCGGCACACAUGUUCGAUACAGCGUCGUUGCGAUAUAGCCGAAUUCAUGGGCAAAUACCGGCCAGCAAGCGAAGCAAGAUCCUGUCUAGCUUCGAGAGUUCGAACGACGUUCGGAUCUUGCUGAUAACACUUGGCACUGGCGCAGUAGGGUUAAACAAGCUCAAAGUCGCCAAUCAUAUCCACAUUCUCGAGCCACAGUGGAACCCUUCAGUCGAAAGCCAAGCCAUUGGCCGCAUUCUUCGCAUGGGCCAAGAAAAGUCUGUCCGGAUUACUCGCUACAUCAUGAAAGGCACAGUAGAAAAGGCUGUCCAGUCACGUCAGCUACGCAAACUCCAACUCGCAAGUGGAGGCUUUGGCUUCGUCAAAGACGAACAUAAUUCAAACAGAGUACAGGAAAUCAUGAAUUUGCUAUGUCCCACAAGGAGCAAACUUCCAGUGGCCGAUACUGAUAGGCAGGCGCUUUACCGUGUCACUCCUGGAGGAAAUGAACUGAACUGGGAAUACAUAUGA
This is a messenger RNA of Parastagonospora nodorum SN15, 663 nucleotides long. RefSeq lists its product as hypothetical. The transcript is spliced from 6 exons. The record is from RefSeq and is a predicted model, not a curated record. Bases 1 to 663 code for a protein of 220 amino acids. Lineage: Eukaryota; Fungi; Ascomycota; Dothideomycetes; Pleosporales; Phaeosphaeriaceae.